AUGAAUGUUGCUAAAGUGUCAGAGUGCAUGAAGCAAUCUGCUGAGUUCCUGCAGCGGAGAACGUCUAGUGAUGCAGAGUGUGCUUUGGGUGUAAUUGCUGAGGCUUUGAUGAUAAGCACUUGCUCAGAAAAAUUACUUGAGACAAAAGCUGAUGCUCUUUUCAUGCUACGAAAGUACGAAGAGGUGAUUCAGUUGUGUGAGCAGACUCUUAAUUCUGCUGAGUCGAACACUUUGACAACAGGGGCUUGCCAGUCAAUGAAUUUGGAUGGUUCUGUCCUACAAAGGAGCUCUUCGUUCAGGCUCUGGAGGUGGUCCCUAAUAGUUAAGUCCUAUUUUCAUUUGGGCAGGCUUGGGGAAUCUCUUGAUUUUCUGAAGAGGCAAGAGGGGCCUUUGCCUGGCAUGGAAAGGAGUCAGAACAAAACUCUGGAAUCACUGAUACCUCUAGCUGGCACUGUACGGGAUCUCUUACGCCACAAGGCUGCAGGAAAUGAAGCAUUUCAAUCAGGAAAGCAUGCAGAUGCUAUUGAACAUUAUACCACUGCAAUAUUAUGCAAUGUUGAGUCACGUCCUUUUGCUGCAAUUUGUUUUUGCAAUCGCGCUGCCGCGUACCGAGCUAUGGGCCAAAUCAUGGAUGCCAUUGCAGAUUGCAGCCUGGCCAUGGCCCUUGAUGAAAAUUAUUUGAAGGCAAUUUCUAGACGGGCCACUUUAUUUGACAUGAUUCGAGAUUAUGGACAAGCCGCCCUAGAUCUCCGGAGACUUGUAUCUCUUCUGACAAAGCAAGUUGAGGAUAAGGCGAACCAGUCUGGACAAUCUGAUAAAAUGAACUGCAUAAAUGAGCUAAAACAAACUCAAGUAAAGCUUUCCGUAAUGGAAGAGGAAUCCAGAAAGGAAAUCACUUUGAAUAUGUACCUCAUUCUGGGCAUAGAUCCAUCUGCAGCCACAUCAGAAAUUAAGAAAGCUUAUCGGAAAGCUGCACUCAGACAUCAUCCCGACAAGGCUGGCCAAUCUUUGGCCAGAAGGGAGAAUGGCGAUGAUGUGCUCUGGAAGCAAAUAGCAGAAGAGGUCCACAAAGAUGCUGACAGGCUGUUUAAAAUGAUUGGAGAGGCAUAUGCAGUACUCUCAGACCCUACCAAGCGGUUAAGGUAUGAUAUUGAGGAAGAGAUGAGAAGUGCCCAUAAUAGAGGCUAUUGA
Ilex paraguariensis (yerba mate) is the source of this 1191-nucleotide messenger RNA. Lineage: Eukaryota; Viridiplantae; Streptophyta; Magnoliopsida; Aquifoliales; Aquifoliaceae. The record is from the annotation of a GenBank genome assembly.